Chiroxiphia lanceolata (lance-tailed manakin) is the source of this 1368-nucleotide messenger RNA. Its product is annotated as protein TENP-like. The record is from RefSeq and is a predicted model, not a curated record. Lineage: Eukaryota; Metazoa; Chordata; Aves; Passeriformes; Pipridae. Gene Ontology annotation, molecular function: lipid binding.
AUGACAAUGCUCUGCACCCUGAGCAUCCUCCUGAGCCUCCUGGUCCCAGCUCACACCAUCAAGUCACCCGACUGUGGUGGCAUCCUCACCCCAGGACUGAAAUACCUUGCUGAAGUUUCAAAGCCACACGCAGAGUCGGUCCUCAGGCAGGACCUCAUGGCCUCGCCAACCCCAGACCCAUCUCCCACCUCCCCAAGCAGGAACCAAAUUAACUCCGUCAAAGUUGACGAGUUUUCCCUGACGCUCGUCCCCGACACCGGGAUGCGGCUGAGCAUCGAUGUGGACCUCGGCAUCACAUCUGCCCCCUCGACCACCAAGGAGAUGCAACUGUCCAUCCUGGCAGACCUCCAUGUGGAGAUGAACCCUGAAGGGAACCUGGAGCUGGUGACCUCUGCCUGCAAACCCACCCUGGAGGAGCUGCAGAGCACCGAGGAGAUGGACAGCACUUCCUCAGGAUCAGAUGUGGAAAAGCAGAUCAAUGUCGAAAAGAUUUGCCUGGAAGUCUCCAAACUGCUGCUUUUCCCAAACGAACGUCUGAUGUCUCUGGCAGCUCCUUUCCCCAUCACACCCAGCUGCCAGGUCCGCUACGUGCCCCUGGCUGCCCCCAUGUACUCCGAGCAGGGAAUCAUCGUCUCCUUGCAAACAACUUUCCAGGUGUCAGGGACAGCGAUCCCCCUGCCAGUCAGCCCUGUGCCCUUCAGCAUGCCUGAGCCAGCAAGCUCCAGCCCUUCCCACCUCACCCUGGCUUUCUCUGAGCACUUCUACACCAGCCUCUUCUUUGCCCUGGAAAUGUCUGGGGCCUUCAACACGACCAUCCUGAGCCCACUGACCACUGCCACCCUGGCAGGGAAGAUCACUCAGAUGGGCUCCCUCUUCCAAGAGGACCUACCAGUAGUGCUGCAAGUUGCGACCCGGAGUUCGCCCCGCGUGGUGCUGGAGGAAGGCAAAGCAAUCCUGAAGCUCUUCCUGACUGCCCAGAUCGGAGCAGUAUCAUCAGUUUUCCAGAGCUUCCUGAGUGUGAACGUGGACGUGUCUGCACGGCUCCACCUCAGGGUCACGGACACAAGGAUGAUAAUCUCUGCAGCAGCGAUAGAGGAUAUCGAGCUCAGCCUGGCUGCCUCUGACGUGGGUCCUGUGCUGGCUGCCUUGCUGGAGGAGUUAUUCUUGCCCACGAUCCGUGAGGAGGUGCCAGCCCAGAUUAACGUGGUCCUGAGAGGAGGUGUUUUCCUGCCCCACAUCGCCAGUUUCACCUACACUGAUGUCAAUGUCACAAUUCACAGGGACUACGUCUUGAUCCCCUGCAACCUCCAGCUAGAGGCAAGGACUGGUGAGGCAACCACCUGGGCUGAAGUCUGGUAUCUGGAGUAA